Messenger RNA from Oryza sativa Japonica Group (Japanese rice), 4756 nucleotides. RefSeq names its product CHD3-type chromatin-remodeling factor PICKLE. Gene Ontology annotation, molecular function: ATP binding; histone binding; chromatin binding. NCBI's taxonomy places the organism in Eukaryota, Viridiplantae, Streptophyta, Magnoliopsida, Poales, Poaceae. Gene Ontology annotation, cellular component: chromatin; nucleus. Gene Ontology annotation, biological process: chromatin remodeling. The record is from RefSeq and is a predicted model, not a curated record.
GGCCGUUACCACCGCCUCCCUCCUCCCCCUCCUCUCUCCGAGUCCGAGAGCACACGCAGAGAAAGAGAGAGAGAGAGACGCGUCCCCUCGCCGCCCGCCUCCUCCACCGCCCACACGAGGGGCACGCGCCUCGCCGCCGCCUCCCCUCGCCGUCACUACCUUCCAUUUCCGCCGCCUCCUCUCCACGCGCCACCUCACCCUCCCCCUCCCCCACGCGGCGGUAUAAGUACGCUCCCCUCUCCCUACCCCCAAAAACCACCAAACCCUAGCCCCCCCAACUCCGAGGCGGCGCGGCGCGGCGCGGCGAGAGGGUGGGUGGUUUUAGGGUUUUGAUCCGGAAGGGAGUUCCGGGGGGCGGCGGCGGGAUGAGCAGCCUGGUGGAGCGGCUGCGGGUGCGGUCGGAGAAGCGGCCGCUGUACACGCUCGAUGAGUCCGACGAUGACCUCCCGCCGCGCGGCGGGGGCGGGAAGGGGAGGGAUCGGCACAGCGACGGCCCCACCGAGCGGAUCGAGCGGGAGGACGCGAAAGAAGAUGCUUGCCAGAAAUGUGGAGAAAAUGACAAUCUAGUACCAUGUUCAACUUGUACUUAUGCAUUUCACAGGAAAUGUUUGGUUCCUCGCUUAAAUAUCACAUCUGAUAAAUGGAGCUGCCCUGAAUGUGUUAGCCCUCUUACGGAAAUGGAAAAGAUAUUAGACUGUGAAGAAACAAAACCUGAUGCUUCUGAAGAGACUAGUUCUUCUGAGUCCGGAUCAAAGAAGAAACCUGUCAAACGAUAUCUUAUAAAAUGGAAAGGAAUAUCACACCUUCACUGCACUUGGGUUUCAGAAAGUGAAUAUUUGGAAACUGCCAAGAUAUACCCCCGGCUGAAAACUAGACUCAAUAACUUCCAUAAGCAAAUGGAUUCAACGGAUAAGUCUGAUGAUGACUAUUCUGCAAUUAGACCUGAGUGGACUACUGUUGACAGGAUCCUUGCUACCAGAAAAAGCUCUACUGGUGAAAGGGAGUACUAUGUGAAAUGGAAGGAACUAACAUACGACGAAUGUACUUGGGAAAAUGACUCCGACAUUGCAGUCUUUCAGCCUCAGAUUGAACGCUUCAAUGAGAUUCAGUCCAGGAGGAAGAAGUCUACUGACAAGUGCAAGAGUGUCACUCGUGAGAUACGUCAAUAUAAGGAGAGCCCGAAGUUUCUCUCUGGUGGGACACUACAUCCCUACCAGCUUGAAGGGUUAAACUUCUUACGCUAUUCUUGGUACCAUAAUAAACGUGUAAUACUUGGGGACGAGAUGGGUCUUGGUAAAACGAUACAGAGUAUUGCCUUUUUGGGCUCUCUAUUUGUGGACAAGCUUGGUCCUCAUCUGGUCGUUGCACCCCUUUCAACCUUGCGAAAUUGGGAGCGUGAAUUUGCAACUUGGGCACCUCAAAUGAAUGUUGUAAUGUAUUUUGGAUCUGCAGCUUCUCGUGAAAUUAUUAGGAAGUAUGAAUUUUACUACCCCAAAGAGAAACCUAAGAAGCUUAAGAAAAAGAAAUCAUCUCCAUCUAAUGAAGACAAGAAACAAUCAAGAAUAAAAUUUGAUGUCCUUUUGACAUCUUAUGAGAUGAUCAAUAUGGAUUCUACUGUUCUAAAAACCAUAGAAUGGGAAUGCAUGAUUGUGGAUGAGGGGCAUCGUUUGAAGAACAAAGAUUCCAAGUUGUUCGGUCAACUUAAAGAGUAUCAUACUAAGCAUCGUGUUCUCUUAACGGGAACCCCAGUUCAGAACAACCUGGAUGAACUUUUCAUGCUUAUGCACUUCCUUGAGGGUGACAGUUUUGGUAGUAUAGCUGAUCUCCAAGAGGAAUUCAAGGACAUAAACCAGGACAAACAAGUUGAGAAGCUCCAUGGAAUGCUGAAGCCGCAUCUUCUUCGGCGAUUCAAGAAAGAUGUUAUGAAAGAACUUCCUCCGAAAAAGGAGCUGAUUUUACGUGUUGAGCUUACAAGCAAACAAAAAGAGUACUAUAAAGCAAUUCUCACCAAGAAUUAUGAAGUGUUAACUCGUCGUAGUGGUGGACAUGUUUCACUUAUUAAUGUUGUAAUGGAACUACGCAAACUUUGUUGCCAUGCAUUCAUGACAGAUGAACCCGAAGAGCCUGCCAAUUCAGAAGAAGCUUUAAGGAGGCUUUUAGAAUCUUCUGGAAAAAUGGAGCUGCUUGACAAGAUGAUGGUGAAACUGAAAGAGCAGGGUCACAGGGUUCUUAUUUAUUCACAGUUCCAGCACAUGUUGGACUUACUUGAGGAUUAUUUAAGCUACCGGAAAUGGAGUUAUGAGCGUAUUGAUGGAAAAAUAGGUGGUGCUGAGAGGCAGAUACGAAUUGAUCGCUUCAAUGCUAAAAAUUCUACUAGGUUUUGCUUUCUUCUUUCAACCAGAGCUGGUGGUCUUGGUAUAAAUCUGGCAACUGCCGAUACUGUAAUUAUUUAUGACAGUGAUUGGAAUCCUCAUGCUGAUUUACAAGCUAUGGCGAGAGCCCAUCGCUUAGGGCAGACAAGCAAGGUUAUGAUAUAUAGGCUUGUUAGUCGUGGUACAAUUGAGGAGCGGAUGAUGCAACUUACAAAGAAAAAAAUGGUAUUGGAGCACUUAGUUGUUGGGCGUCUCACGAAAGGCACUAAUAUUGUCCAGGAGGAGUUGGAUGAUAUUAUUCGGCAUGGCUCAAAGGAACUUUUUGACGAUGAAAAUGAUGAAGCCGGAAAAUCUUGCCAAAUCCAUUAUGAUGAUGCUGCGAUUGAUAGAUUAUUGGACCGUGACCAAGCUGACGGGGAAGAGCCUGUGGAAGAUGAAGAAGAAGACGAAUUUCUAAAAGGAUUCAAGGUUGCUAACUUUGAGUACAUAGAUGAAGCUAAGGCUUUAGCUGCAAAAGAGGAGGAGGCACGCAAAAAGGCCGAAGCUGAAGCUGCAAACUCUGACAGAGCAAAUUUUUGGGAUAAAUUAUUGAAGGACAGAUACGAUGUACAAAAAGUUGAAGAGCAUACUACUAUGGGAAAAGGAAAAAGGAGCCGCAAACAGAUGGCUGCUGCUGAUGAGGACGACAUUACCGGCCUGCAUGACAUGAGUUCUGAAGAUGAUGAUUACUCUUAUGAUGAUGAUGUGUCAGAUAACGACACAAGUUUACAAUCAGGCCUUGCUGGGAGGAGGGGCCCAUAUUCCAAGAAAAAACAACGUAAUGUUGAUUCACUUCCAUUCAUGGAGGGCGAAGGACGGGCUUUGAGAGUUUAUGGGUUCAACCAAAUUCAGCGAACACAAUUCCUUCAAACGCUUAUGAGAUAUGGUUUUCAGAACUACGAUUGGAAGGAAUUUACUCCUCGAUUGAAGGGGAAAAGUGUUGAGGAAAUCCAGAGAUAUGCUGAACUUGUCAUGAUCCAUCUUCUUGAGGACAUCAAUGACUCAGGAUAUUAUGCAGAUGGCGUGCCAAAGGAAAUGCGCACAGAUGAGACAUUGGUCAGGCUAGCCAACAUAUCACUUGUGGAAGAGAAGGUGGCUGCCAUGGAACAAGGAAAAAUAACAAAACUCUUUCCCAGCUAUUUGUUAUAUGAAUUUCCUAGCUUAGUUGGUGGAAGAGUAUGGAAAGCGGAACAGGAUCUACUGUUGCUGAAAGCAUUAAUAAAGCAUGGGUAUGCAAGGUGGCAAUAUAUAUCAGAUGACAGAGAUAAUGGGAUUUUUGAGGCUGCACGACAAGAGCUGAGGCUUCCUACUGCUAAUGAACUGAUUAGUUCUCACUCAAACAAUGAGACAAACGGAAAUCUGGAAAGCACACAAGAAGGCCAGUCGAACCCAACGAGCAUGAUCCAUUACAGGGAUACACAGAGAAAGAUAGUUGAGUUUAUUAGAAAGAGAUACCAUCUUUUGGAGAGAUGUUUGAAUCUUGAAUACGCUGUGAUUAAAACAAAAACCCCUGUUCCUGAUGAUCUCGCUGAACAAGAUUUUCCUGGUGGUCAUAGACCGGCCGUUCCAGACUACAGUGAAAUGCUGAGAGAAUUGCCUGUCCUUGAACCUAUUUCCAAAGAAGUGGCGCCUGAAGGCACAACUGAUCAGUCACAAGUUUCCCAUCUUUACAACAAGAUGUGCUUUGUCCUUGAAGACAGUGCUGUUCCUGCACUCAACUCGCAUUUCGGUGACAAGGCAGCUUCCUCCGGUUUAGCCAAUAGCCUCCAUAAGUUUGAAGCUGUAUGCGAAGACGUUAGUCGCAUCUUGAGAUCCCAUGAAAAUGGUACCACUCCCAAAGAGGAAGUUAUGCUAGAUGCAAGCUCCAAAGAGACCACGUCUCCAAAAGAUCCAGCAACCGAGGUGCCUUCGUCAGCUUCCAAAGAAGCUACGCCUCCAGUACAAGAUCCAGUCAUAGAGGCAGUGAAGGAGGAGCCACCCACUGUUAAGGCGGAGGACAAAAUGGAAAUCGAUAGUUAAUUUGUAGGAAUCAUAACGAUAAUAUCGAACCUUUUUCGUCUAAUCUAAUCGCUAAACUGGCUGUAGCUUUUACCAUAUUACAAGUUGUAAACUAAAAAAUCACUCUAAGCUAGUCUCAUCCUGUAGAGGCCUGGACAUCUCCAGGCCUGAGAUGAACGAUUACCAUCAAAUCUGUCGUACUAAAGGUUACCAGGUUUUGCUAGCUCCUGCCCCGCUGCAUCUGUUAAAUGUUUAACUCUUCACUGUCGAAUAGGUCACUUGACUGGUUUGCCAUCAGGAUGAUUAGGCCCAUUGUAAUGACCCUACUGCUAAAGCUGUGUUGCUAA